Molecule: messenger RNA, 6202 nt
Organism: Callorhinchus milii (elephant shark)
Lineage: Eukaryota; Metazoa; Chordata; Chondrichthyes; Chimaeriformes; Callorhinchidae
Product: histone deacetylase 2
Exons: 15
Coding region: 285-1808 (507 amino acids)
Molecular function (GO): histone deacetylase activity
Source: RefSeq, a predicted model, not a curated record
GUUUUGGGGCGGGUUUGGGUCCUGGCCGCUGUUGUUUUGGGUGUUGGGGAGUGAAACGCGCGGUGCUUUGGGCGGGUGUCCCAACGCAAAACAAGCGAAUAAACCUAAUCCUGCGGGAGGGACUCACUGAGCACUCACACCGAGUCGGGGCCGCGCGGCCACCGACGGGAGGCGACGCCCCGCUGUUGGGCUACUUCUGGGCGAGGGAUUGCGGGGGUUUGGGCUACAAAACCGGUUUGAAUUGGUGGCUGCGCUGCGGGGUGCGCGCGGCUCUCACUGCUGUCAUGGCGCUGAGUCAGGGAAGCGGCGGCGGCGGCGGCGGUAGGAAGAAAGUCUGUUAUUACUAUGACGGUAUUCACUUAAGUGGAGCUGACAGUACUGAAGUUGUAGGUGACAUUGGAAACUAUUAUUAUGGGCAAGGACACCCAAUGAAACCACAUCGAAUUCGUAUGACUCAUAAUCUCUUGCUGAAUUAUGGCCUGUACAGAAAAAUGGAAAUUUAUCGACCCCACAAGGCCACAGCUGAGGAGAUGACAAAAUAUCACAGCGAUGAUUACAUCAAAUUUCUGCGAUCAAUAAGACCAGAUAAUAUGUCUGAAUACAGCAAACAGAUGCAAAGAUUCAAUGUUGGAGAAGAUUGCCCUGUGUUUGAUGGAUUGUUUGAAUUUUGUCAAUUGUCAGCAGGUGGUUCAGUGGCUGGAGCAGUAAAACUGAAUAGACAACAAACUGAUAUUGCUGUUAAUUGGGCUGGAGGUCUGCACCAUGCAAAGAAGUCUGAGGCAUCAGGCUUUUGUUAUGUCAACGAUAUUGUUCUUGCCAUCCUUGAAUUGCUGAAGUACCACCAGAGAGUUUUGUAUAUUGAUAUUGAUAUCCACCAUGGAGAUGGCGUGGAAGAGGCAUUUUAUACCACAGAUCGUGUGAUGACUGUUUCGUUCCAUAAAUAUGGUGAAUACUUCCCUGGCACAGGUGAUCUUCGGGAUAUUGGUGCAGGAAAAGGCAAAUAUUAUGCUGUUAACUUUCCACUGAGAGAUGGAAUUGACGAUGAUUCUUAUGAGCAAAUAUUCAAGCCAAUCUUGACAAAGGUGAUGGAGAUGUACCAACCAAGUGCAGUUGUGCUGCAGUGUGGAGCUGAUUCUUUGUCUGGAGACAGACUUGGAUGUUUCAAUCUCACUAUCAAAGGUCAUGCUAAAUGUGUGGAAUUCAUAAAAACCUUCAAUUUACCUCUGCUGAUGCUCGGAGGUGGAGGCUACACAAUCCGCAAUGUAGCUCGAUGCUGGACAUAUGAGACAGCAGUAGCAUUGGAUACAGAGAUUCCAAAUGAACUACCAUACAAUGACUAUUUUGAGUACUUUGGGCCAGACUUCAAACUGCACAUCAGUCCUUCCAAUAUGACCAAUCAGAACACAUUAGAAUAUAUGGAAAAGAUUAAAUUACGCUUAUUUGAAAACCUGCGCAUGCUGCCUCAUGCUCCCGGAGUUCAAAUGCAGGCUAUUCCAGAGGAUUCUAUUCAAGAAGAUAGUGGGGAAGAGGAGGAGGAAGAGGAUCCUGACAAACGCAUAUCAAUCCGAGCUUCUGAUAAGCGAAUAGCCUGUGAUGAGGAGUUUUCAGACUCUGAAGAUGAAGGAGAAGGCGGUAGACGAAAUAUCGCAAAUCAUAAGAAGAGUGUAAAACGAGCCAAAAUUGAAGAAGAAAAGAAAGAUCCAGAAGAGAAUAAAGCAGAUGUGAAAGAAGAAGACAAAGCUAAAGAUGGCAAUGCAGAGAAGGCGGAUCUCAAAGGGAUCAAGUCUGAACAGCCCAGCAAUCCAUGAGAGCAUUUUAUCUCCAUUUUGUAUUACAAAUGGAGGUUACAUAUCAGAGUCUGGAAGGAUCCGAGUGCUGUUUUGUUUUGAGAUUAAUGGCUUUUUUGUACUACUUAAGUGGGCCAUAUUUAUUUUAAAAACGGGCAUCUGUUUUUUCUUUUUUUGUGUGCGAUAUUGCAAGGAACAUGAAUGCAAAUAGUCAUAAUUAUGAAAGUGCAAGAGAGGUUUAGUUUGACAAUGACCCUACCAUGUUGUAAGUAAUGACAUUGUACGUGGACCUGUUUUUCUUUUUAUAUCUGGAGCUGUUUUACUUUGAAAAAGUCGUGUUUGUUAUCUUCUUUUGAAGACUGUUUUUACUACUUUUACAAACAUUUGUAAUUAAAUGGUGCUUUAUAACCAAAUACUACAGAAAUAUGUGUGGUAUUUGCCAGUGAUAAAUACUGUACGAAUUUCACAGUGAUGCUUUUCAUGAAGUGCUACUUUUAAAUUUGCAGUGACAAAAUUGCUUGAACAGGGCGAAAGAAUCCAAUUUACAAGCUACCAUAUCCCACAAUAUGGGAUAUGGGGAGAAACUCCCUUCUCUUUUUGAAUAGUGCCAUGAGAUCUUUGUCCGUCUAAAUAGGUAGAUGGUAUCUCGAUUUAUCCAAAGGGAUCUGCAAGCUCCUGUGAGUGAUGCACAUUCCAGUGAGUUUGUUAUUCAUUGAUAACCAAUGUACCAUUGAUAACCAAUCAGUGUAUUCUCACUACAGUCCAGGGAUCUACUUCUUUUACACUUUAGUCAAGUAACCCAACAGAACAAAAAGCUGGUUAUUUAUAUUUAAAAACAUUGAAUUCGAUAAAAAUCCUAAGUAUGACUUUUGAAGCCAGAUUUUCCAAGUUCUAAAUAAGCUUAGUAGUUAGCUCUAAUACUUGACAUAAACUCCAGACUUCUAACAUUGUAACACUUCUAACACCUAAUCGGAAAGGAUAAGGUGUCUCUGUAAGUCUGUUUAGCAAUUUGUUUUCACAGCAGAGGAACUGAUAAUCUCAUUGAAAAAAUAUGAACCUAGAAUUUCAAAUUUAUUACCAAAAGGCUAUGCUUAGUGGAUCUGAUGAAUAUGUAAUAUUUACUAAAUUGUCUAUUCUAAACAGUAGUAUCAGAAUGAGAUUUAAUAAAUAGUUUAUUUUGAAAGCGGGGCAUCGCAUUGUUUCGAUAUGUUUCCAGGUUGUAACUUGAAGUUUACUUUCUUGAAAAAUAAUUCUCAUUUGGGAUCAUUGAAGCACUUAGCUAUCAGUACAGGAAACCGCUGUAGCUCACUGUUGGGGUUGAAGUCCAACAGUGUGAUGAAGCUGAGGGUGUGAAGUAGUUUAUUUUAAUUUAUGUUUAGCAUAAAUGCAUUAUGUUAUGACAUGUGCUUAGAGAGGAAGAGAAGAAAACAAGGUUCCAAAUACUUUAUAUCUUUGUUACACUGGUAUUCAUCUCAGCAUUUUUGUUCCUUUGUGUGAUUGAUUUCUCCUGCCCUGAAAAUUUUUGAUUAAUUGGAAGGCUUUGUACCUUAACCCCAAAAGGUUUCCUGCCUUUCGAAGAAUCUGGUUUUAAUUUGAGUCUAGUCAUGGAAGAAACUUCCAUGUAAAUCUGAAAUAUAUAUCAUCCUCUGCUACGGAUUUCAAAUUUAUUAUUUCUUCUCUGAUUGGUGAAUUACCAUUAUUUUUACAGUCUUUUCAAAAAUAAGAAAUCCAUUCUACAAAAGAUUUUCCAUCCUGAGAAAUACAGAUUAAGAAUUAUUUAGUUUUAGUAAAAAUGUGCCUUUAAUUGUAUGCUCUUGAUGUAUAGAAUCCAAAGUACACAAAUGAUUACACUGGGUGGGGACAAGAAGGGAGAUUACACACUUGAAAAGAUUGAGACAUUGUCAGGGCCAAGGUUGGAAAUGCUCUUUUGUGAGACAACACUGAUGUGGUGGAAACUACAGUGUACAAUGUAUCUACUUGUCGAGAGCUACAAAAACAUGCUGACCAACUUCACACAAAGACUUCAAAAUGGAAAUCCAGCGAUCCUAACAAUACUGUGCUGUGUCUGAAAAAUGCUACUCGAAAAGGUAAUCCUGAAUGAUUCAGAAUUCUAAAUAUCAAGUCUGCUGUUAUUAAAAAUGAUUGGUGAAAAUGAAAUUCAUUUAGCAUUCCACUUGUGGUAUGUAUGCCAACACUGCAAAGAUCUAUGGCCCCUUGAGGAUAUAGAAUGUGAUUACCAGAGAACAAGGAGUGCAUGUAUUGUUGGGUCAUUAAUAUUGUAGUGACUGGACUGAAUGCUUUCAGUACAUUCUCAUUACAUCUAUAUUAUGCCAUGAAAGUAUCUCACUGUACACACGCAUGAAAUAAACUGAUUUUUGUUGCUGGUUCCAAUUAAAAUGAUUGAUUUCUGAUGCACUUCUUUCAGAUGAGCUAUGUUUGCAUGCGUCUUGGAAGAAAGGGCCAAUUGGUCUUGUGUUGAGGAAAUUCUGGGCAGUAUGCAGUAUUGAAAAUGCAACAGGAAUUUCAGAUGCGAAAUAGCUUUUCAACAGACAUUCAGUGAUAAGAUUAUAUACCAUGUUGUGUUGUACCAUCUCACAACUAUCAUAAUAUCUAACCAGUAUUUUCCUUCUGUUUUGAACAAAUAUAGUUUUGGAAACUCAAAAUGUGAUGAAUGUGAUGUGCUCCUUCCAACGUUUCAAUGGAAGUAAAUUCCCAAGAAUCCAAAAAGGCUAGAACCUCUGGUUACAAUGCUUAAAAUGUUUGCUUAUAAUUUUAAUCUCAUUUCUGUACUUAAUCUCAUUUCUGAAAUGAUACUAAUAGUUGUUCUGCUUCUGCCUUUUAAGAUAUAAGAAUGGGUAACAGCAUAUGUAAAUUAACUUGGGAGAUCAGAUGCCCUUUUCCCCCAACCAAUUGAGACAAGAGUGUCCUUAAUCAGUACAAGAGCCAAGAUUGUCUUUUUUCAGUCGAGGAUCAGCAUCCUUUACAAUUACAGUGGAGGAGCCCAAUAGAUCGUAAAAGAUAAUCUCCAUCUUGACCUUGAGAUAAAUGUGGAUAAAUUAUUUUUAUGAUUGGCAAUAUGUCUCUUGUGUCCUCCAAGUGUGAAAAUUGUUGAAAAAUUGUUUUAAGAAAUUGUAUAAUGUGUAAUAAAAAUCAGAAAAAAAAUAGAUUUUCAGCAACCAUACGUCAAAAAGAAAAGAGUACUUUCUGAAGUGGAGGGGAAAAAUAACUGAAAAAAACUUAAUUGUUUAAGUUGAGACAAUUAUAGGUCUUUGUAAUGUGACUGAUUCAAGGAUUGAGCGGAACAAUAUUUCUAAUUAGCUUGUUGUUCAUGGUGUGUCCUUGUACUUAGGUUAGAAAAUAAUCGUACCUAAACAUCAAGGUUGUUGCUCAGGGUCUUUCGUUACCAUUCUGCUGAACAAAGAGCCAUUUUACAAAAACGAUUGUGUGCUAUAAAACACUCAUUCACUUGCUCUCCCUCAGACUGAGAUGAUUAAACUGUAGAGUUGCAGUCCAGCAUCGAAGAGCAAAUCCUUUAGUGUUGAGCUAUCAUUUUUUUAACAUUCUACUGCUAGCAGCAGAUCAGUUGGGACUAGUUACAUUUAUUGUGAAGGAAGAGAAGCCAGUAUUUCAAAAAUUGACGAAACACUUAAUUUGUUUCAAAAUAAAGUAAUGUUUUAAGAAAUCUAUAUCCUUGCUCCCAACUCCAAUAACAUAAUCUUUUUCUCUCUCACUUUCCUGAUCUGGAAUGAUGCAUUCCAUUGUGUUCUGGACAUCAGGAAACGUGUGAAUCAACCAGUGCCUUUAUUUUUUUCCUUCAUUCCCUAGAAAUUUCAGGGUCUUUGGUUGCAUCUUAUCUGUAAGACUUUCUUAAAAUGCCAAAAUAAAACAGAUGCUUGCAGCAGAUUGACUCUUAUGGUAAAAUAUCAUGGGAACUAUAGUUUUACGGAACUCAAUUUAUGCUGCAUUAACAAAGUAUUGUUCUGCUCUGACAUUUUGAUUUCUUUGUUAUUUGGCAUUCUACCAUAGUACCAGCCUUUUUUCUGCAUGUAUAGACCAGUCUCAUCACUUUUUUUUCUCAAAUCUAUAUCCCUUUGCUUGAAUUCAAUAAAUCUAAAUGACACAAAUGUUAAUCAGCUGCUUUGCCUCCUCCAUUCUAAUGGUAAAGAGCAGCCCCUUGUGGAACAUAAAUGCCAGAACAGCCAACUUAUGCAAUUCGAUUCAGUGGUUAUCUUACUGUGCUAAAAUAUUUACAAAGGACAUGUUCUUCUUGCUAUUGUUAACUUUAUUGCAUUCUACUCUACUUAUUUUCAUUGCCAGUUGUUUGUUAAGAAUAAUUUCUGAAAUGCUGCAAUAAUACUUUUUAAAUAGCAGUACAAAUAUGUUUAAGCAUUGAAAAUAAAAUUGGGUAAAUUCUU